UAAAGCCACUAGCUCAAAGUAGGCUGGGUGACCUCAGAUGGCUCCUCUGGGACUAGAGGGGCAUUGGAGCCACCGGAGAAAAUGACACUGUCACUACCAACUCAAAAGGCCACCUAUUAAAGUGUCACAUGCCACCCAUGGAGCACGAGCAUGCACACACACACACACACAUACACUCUUGCACGUGUAUACAUGUGUAUACUUCCCCCAGGGGCUGAAGCCAAGACAGGCAUCCCACAUCAGAUGGAUGAAUAGCAGGUCUGUCCUGCCAGCUGUGUGCUCUCUCCCGCCCACCCCCCCACUCCGCCAAAAAAAAGCAGUAGAGACUCAGACAGCAAAGCCUGGAGUAGCCCACACAGUCUGUUACCGGCACCCAGUUCAUGCAAAGGCACUUCAGGGCAGCAAGAUGGAAUCAGAAAGAGAAAUCAUCAACCUUCAACCUGCGACACCCAACCCCAGGAGGAGCCAGCCCAUCAACCUGAACCAUUACGCCACCAAGAAGAGCGUGGCAGAGAGCAUGCUGGACGUGGCUCUCUUCAUGUCCAACGCCAUGCGGCUGAAAGCGGUGCUGGAGCAGGGGCCGUCCUCUCAGUACUAUACCACCCUCGUCACCCUCAUCAGCAUCUCUCUGCUCCUGCAGGUCGUCAUCGGAAUCCUCCUCGUGGUCAUUGCACGGCUGAACCUCAAUGAGGUAGAAAAGCAGUGGCAACUAAACCAGCUCAACAAUGCUGCCACCACCUUGGUCUUCAUCACCGUCGUCAUCAAUGUCUUCAUUACAGCCUUCGGGGCACAUAAGACAGGGUUCUUGGCGGCCAGGACCUCAAGGAAUCCUGUCUGAACUCAGCUUGGGACCCAGGU
Messenger RNA from Pteropus alecto (black flying fox), 858 nucleotides. RefSeq names its product ninjurin 2 (gene NINJ2). The record is from RefSeq and is a predicted model, not a curated record. The transcript has 3 exons. Gene Ontology annotation, biological process: tissue regeneration; cell adhesion. NCBI's taxonomy places the organism in Eukaryota, Metazoa, Chordata, Mammalia, Chiroptera, Pteropodidae. Gene Ontology annotation, cellular component: membrane. The coding region runs from base 248 to 838 and encodes 196 amino acids.